Molecule: messenger RNA, 1202 nt
Organism: Hemibagrus wyckioides
Lineage: Eukaryota; Metazoa; Chordata; Actinopteri; Siluriformes; Bagridae
Exons: 8
Coding region: 85-714 (209 amino acids)
Source: RefSeq, a predicted model, not a curated record
CUCUUGGAUGUUAUUUCAGUGUGCACAUUUGGAAAUAAAUGUCCUCCUGAUCCAGGCCUGAUUGUUUUGUUGGUUAUGUGAAACAUGGAAACCAGACAAUUGAAGCGAAACAUUGAAGCUCUACUUGGUCAUUAUAUUGGACAAAAGCUCAGAGAAAAUGGCUUUGACCCCAAAGGGAUGGGUUCUUCCUCAACGUUGGAUGAUCUGGCUCAUUAUGAUUUGGCUGUAAGUGUGGCUUUAUGGUGGCUGAAUGAGAAAAAGGGUGCAGAUGUGAAUCAACUUAUAGGAGCCAUCAGUACCAGACCCACUCACUGUCUUAAUCAAAUGGAAAGAGAGGCAAUAAUACUCUCAUCCUUCGCAGGGAUGCUUUUGAAUAGUUUACCUGUAAAUGAGAUCCUGUCACUGUAUACCUGCAAGCCAUCUGCCUCCUGCCCUCAUCCAGACACUAAAACCAACAUUGUUCAUCCUUUCUCCUUGUCCUAUCACCCAUUUGCCAUGCUCAGUUCAUUUAAGGCAGUAGACCAUGCAAGAAAACACACUCAGAUGCUGAAAAGGUGGAAUACUCUGCGAAAUAAAGAGGCAUCAGCAGCACUGGAGAGGCAGAAGGCAUCUUCCCCAACCCUGUCUUCUCUAACUUCUUUAAGUGGAAGUGAGGAUUCAUUGAAAGAACAAACAAAGCACUAUGAAGACUCUGAGGAAUCGCAGCAGGACUGAAGAUAAUCCAUCCACUAACAAUUCUUUAAAACAUUAUUUAUUCUUUAUUAACCAGCAACUAUUUCAAACAACUUUGUUUCCGGUGCUAUAAAUAUAUACACAUCAUGAAUUUUAGACACGUUGUUUUUUUGUUUGUUUGUUUGUUUGUUUUGUAAUAGUUUGAUUAUUCUUAUAGCACGGUCUAUAUAGUCUUUAUUUGCUCAUUAACGAUGCUGCACGCAAAAUGCUGCAAUGCUGCACGUUUUGUGAACAUCAGGCAGGUGAUGGAGUUAAAAUGGAGUUAAUAUAUACUCCAGAUGUUAUGAACUAUUUUGACAGAUCCUAUAGUGUGACAGAUGUUUGUUUGCAUCAUAAGCUUAUGUAUGACUACAAUCACACAAUAAUUCUAAAGGCCUCUGAGUAAAAAGGGAUACUGGGAUAAAGUGAGUGCAGAGAUGGACUCCAUCCUAGAUACGACUGAUUUGUCUUGUACACAAAUAGCUUUGUCU